AGAAAAGGCAAGCCUUGCCUUAUACAGAGAGAUCUGUGCAGUGACACAAUGGCUAAUAUAAAGUGUCAGUUGAGCUCAGCUGAAGGCAAAGGAACAAAGAAAGAUCAAGACUCAGUGGCUGCUUUAGACAAAAGGAAAGUGAGAAGAGUCAAAGUCCCUUGUGAUGGAGAAAUUUAAGGCUGCUGUCCUUCUGGCAGGGGUAGGGGAUGCUCUUGGUUAUCGAAAUUUCACCCGAGAAAACAGUGCUUUAGGUGCAAAGAUCCAAGAGGAACUAAAGGAAAUUGGAGGACUUGAGAACCUGGUGCUGUCUGGAGACAAAUGGCCAGUGAGCGACAAUACUCUCAUGCACAUGGCUACAGCAGAGGCUGUCAUCACAGAUUACUGGUGUUUAGAAGACCUAUAUCGUGAUUUGGUAAAACACUAUGUUGAGAUUAUUGACAAACUUCCAGGGAAAUGGUCAGAUCCUGCUACCAUUGAAGGUUGCUCACAGUUAAAACCAGAUAACUAUCUCCUAGCUUGGCAUACACCAUUCAAUGAAAAGGGUUCUGGAUUUGGAGCCGCUACAAAAGCCAUGUGUUUAGGGAUGAAAUACUGGAAGCCUGAGAGGCUAGAAACUCUUAUUGAAGUGAGCAUCGAGUGUGGACGAAUGACUCAUAAUCACCCUACAGGCUUUUUAGGGUCCUUUUGUACAGCUUUGUUUGUAUCAUAUGCAAUACAAGGAAAACCACUUGUGCAGUGGGGAAGGGAAAUGAUGAAGGUGGUCCCAAUGGCUGAAGAAUAUUGCAAAAAGACCAUUCGACACAUGGCAGAAUAUCAGGAGCACUGGUUUUACUUUGAAGCCAAAUGGCAGUUUUAUUUGGAGGAGAGAGAAAUCACUGAAGAUAAUCAGAAUAAACCCGUCUUUCCUGAUAAUUAUGAUGCUGAGGAGAGAGAAAAGACUUACAGGAGGUGGAGUUCUGAAGGACGGGGUGGAAGAAGAGGCCAUGAUGCUCCCAUGAUUGCAUAUGAUGCUCUUUUAGGAUGUGGUGGUGACUGGACAGAACUUUGCAACCGAGCAAUGUUCCAUGGGGGUGAGAGCGCAGCCACUGGAUCUAUUGCCGGCUGCUUGUAUGGAUUGCUUUACGGCCUGAACAAGGUUCCCAAAGGCUUGUACCAGGAUCUUGAACUGAGGGAGAGGCUAGAAUACUUGGGCGAGUCUCUUUACCGACGGUCCACAGAGGAAAACACUAAAUGUACAAAGUUUUGUGAUGAUAAGCUGCUGAUAGAUCCCAUGGUGCUGAAGAAGAAGCUAAAUAGGAUGGCAACAGAACCAGGGGCUUUUGCUGUCCUCAGCAGCCUGCUGCUUUACAUCACAGACCUCGCAGCCUGCGACCCACAGAUGCCGAGGAAGAAGGCAAAAUGGGCAGAAGGCAAAGGAAGCAAGGUGAUUUGUAAUCCUGAAUGCCAAAGUGCAGACAAGAGCAAGCGCCCCACAAGAUUCCAGCUUUUGCAAUCCAAGUUCAUGAAUAACAAUCAUGAACCUUACAUAAAGAAGACAAGAGAAGUUGGCAAACUAAUCAUUAAAGAAAAGCAGUGGGUAAACAGGGGCUGUCUAAAUGCCACUGUUAACAAAUUAGACAAAAAUAAGGAGAAAAAAGGAAGUGGUCAAGCACCAGAAGAGAACAAAAAGAUAAUGCCCAAUGAGAGGGUCAAGUGGAAUGGUCUGAGUGGGAAAAAUACAGUGAAAAACAUUCUGAAGAAAUUUUUAGCUGCAGGGGAGAAAGAAACUAAGGAGAAUGCUUCUGUCUGGAAAAAGAAAGAGCCAAACAGCAAUUUGCCAAAAAUAAUCAGCAGGAAUUCUGUUUUCUCCAAACUGAAGGAAAAGUUUGAACAGGCAAGUUCUGUUUGUUCAGCCACAGAGGCGAAAACAUUGCUGUUGCGCAAAGAUUGGCAGAAUGCUCCUCUAUGACUCCAGCCAAGAGAAUGAUGACAUGAGCAGACUGGCAGCAUGCUAAAUUCAAAUCCCUUUGAUGACAGUGUGAAGAGCACAGAUACACAGACGACAGCUGGGCUGGGCAGGCAGGGGACACUGCUUUGAGAGGUGACAUGGAACACAGUGUUCCCUCCCUGAUAGCUAAAGAAGGUGAUAUUUCAAAUUUUUCCUUGAAGACAUCGCAUUAGCCUUCCUGGUAGCAAGAAGCUCAUGGAGUGAAAUCUUCCCCUUCCCAUGCAGAGGGCCAGAUAAAAGAACUGUGCCCCCCUUAAAGCCACAAAAUUGGGAGUAAGUAGAAUUUAUGGGUUGUAUAAUACUGGACCUCUGCACAGGGGAGAAUUUCUUUCAUGGAGACUUUUUGAGCCAGCAGCCAUAGAGGCUUCUUAGAACUGAACUAAGCAUGAUUGAUAUUAUUAUUCAGUAUUACAUGACCUAGUUGGAAAGUGCACUGUAACAUAAAAAAAAUCAACAUCAAACUAGAAUAGCAAGUUCUCUGUUUGCCUGUUCUCUAGCUGGGGUCUAAAAAUUGCAGAUAUAUCUGGCUGAAGUGGGGAUUUUUUUUUAAUAAAAAAUGAGUGUUUAUUUUUUGUAAUAAAAACCUGCAGUUCAUAUGGUUGGAAAAAUCAUCAACCAGAAUUAGGGAGCUUUUACUAGCUGCCUGGAAAUUGAUAAAGUGUUACUUGGGCAAUGCACAGGGAAUUUUAUCUAUGUGUACCAGGAAGCCCAACCCCUCUCUGUGUGUAUCCUACAUGUCUGCUUCUCUUGAUGCUGCCGAAGCACUACCACAGUAUUCUGGACACUUUCCUUUCAGUACAAGUCAGAUAUUAGUGGGGUAGAUAAUUUUUAGGGGGUGAUUUUUGCAUUUCUGUGUGCCUCAAUGUAUAUGGGCUAGAAAAGUGAUAAAUCCAUUAGCAUCAAUUGAUCAUCUGCCAUAGGUACUGGAACUAGGAGUGUUGCAUCCCCUGGCUUGAAGUGGUUUCCAUUAUAUAUAGGGUUUCCAGUUUAGUUCAAUGGCUCUUGGCACCCCUGCUACGAAAAUUGUUCCAGCAUCCCUGUCAUCUACCACAAGCAACCUUAAAACACUGGAGACACUUGCACCAACUGCAAACUAAUGUGUGAUGGCCCAGUAAAGUAAACCACAUCUUUUAGUAUCAAUAAUUAUUAAGGAAAUGUCAAAACAGCCUAGGUAUUUAACAAAAACGACAUAUAAGCCGGGCAGGGGAAAGGAGGUUGUAUCACUGUCCUGGGAAGGGAAGUGAACACCAAAACCUACUCCCCUUAAGGCCCUUGGCUCAGGUCACCAUUUAUUGUUUGAACACAAAAGACAUAAAAUAAAGCAACUUUUAGUUGCUGGCUACAAGCCCAGAGGUUUUUUCCCUUGUUGCCUCCAGCCAUGUGGUAGGCAGGGAUCCCUUAAACCUUUUUUGAAUUGCUGCUCACCUUGCCCAAACAAGUAAUUAUUUUUUUUGCUAUUUUUGUUAGCACAUCUGAUGUUUACUUUUCUAUAUUUGAAUUAUUAAUGUAAUCAUACGCAGUACUGCUACUGUAAAAUGUUAUUGUUUUAUAUUCUACUAUAGUUCACUAGGGCUGGGAUUUUGAAAGGGCAUAAGGGAAUUAGAUAUUCACCUAAGGGAAUGAAGUACUCAGACCUCAUUGAUUUAAAUGGAAUUUAGGUGUCUGAUUCCCUUAUGCUGCUUUUGAAAAUCCCAACUUAGACCUAAAUACACAAAACCACAACCUUCUUGCAAAUGAAAAGAAAGAAGAGUGCGAAGGGUUUCUGCAAAGCAAUUCCUGCAUAUGUGUUACAAUUUAGAAUUUCCAAUGUUAAUAGUGUCUUCCUCAUUUGUAUAUGCAGUUAUUUUUGUUAGGACCCCAAGCAAACAUGAUGACAUUUUUUUCAUGCGCCGGUGCAUUUUGCAUUGAUUUGAGUUUUUGUAACUUUGCUUUAAUUGAACACUGAGGGUCAUGAAAAAGAAGGCAGUCAAGAAGCAUGACUUUAAACUAGAGGUUGGGGCUCUUGGAGUAAAAGAAUUAGGCUUGAGAGGAGGACUGGAAUACCAUACAAGAAGAUCUGGACGACCUUGAAAACUGGAGUAAUAGGAAUGGGAUUAAAUUAAACAGUGUAAAGUGCAAGGUCAUGCAUUUAGGGACUAACAACAAGAAUUUUUGCUAUAAGCUGGGGACUUAGUUGGAAGUGACAGAGGAUGAGAAAGACUUGGGUGUAUUGGUUGAUCGCAGGAUAACUAUGAGCCGCCAGUGAGAUGUGAUUGCGAAAAAGGUUAAUGCAGCCCUAGGCAUAGGUGCUGCUACACAGGACCCGCCCAGAGGAUUCAGGGGGUCUAGGGUCUUCAGCAGCGGGGGUCCUUCCGCUCUGGGUCUUCGGGGCACUUCAGCAGCGUGUCCCGGAGCGAGUGAAGGACCAGCUGCUGAAUUGCCGCCAAAGACCCGGAGCGGAAGAAACUCCAAGUCUUCGGUAGUGGGUCCUUCACUCGCUCUGGAUGUGUUCGGCGGCACUGAAGGACCUGCCACUGAAGACCACCGAAAACUCUCGUGAGGGCCCCUGAAAACUUUUGUGGGGAACUCUGCGGGGCCUGGGACCUGGAGCAAAUUGCCCCAUGUGCCGCCCCCUCUGGGUGGCCCUGCUACUGCAUCCCUUCCCUUGAAGUAGUUUCCAUCAUAUAUAGGGUUUAAGUUUGAUUCAAAGGUUCUCAGCACCCUGACUAUACAAAUUGUUCCAGCACCUCUGGUCCUAGGAUGCAUCUGGUGAGGUAUUUCUAGUGGAGACAGGGAAGUAUUAGUACCAUUACACAAGACACUGGUGAGACCUCAUCUGGUAUACUGUGUGCAAUUCCGGCCUCCCAUGUCUAAGAAAGAAAAAUUCAAAGUGGAAUAGGUGCAGAGAAGGGCUACUAGGAUGAUCUGAGGAAUGGAAAACCUACUUUAUGAGGGGAGACUCAGAGCUUGGCUUGUUUAUCCUAACCAACAGAAGCCUGAGGGGACAUAUGAUUGCUCUCUAUAAAUACAUCAGAGGGAUAAAUACCAGGAAGGGAGAGGAGUUAUUUAAGCUCAGUGCCAGUGUGGACCCCAGAACAAGUGGCUAUAAACUGGCCAUCAACAAGUUUAGGCUUGAGAUUAGACAAAAGUUUCUAACCAUCAGAGGAGUGAAGUUCUGGAACAGCCUUCCAAGGGGAGCAGUGGGGGCAAAAAACCUAAUUUGUUUCAAGACUGAGCUUGAUAAAUUUAUGGAGGGGAUGAUAUGACGAGACUGCCUACAAUGGUGUGUAGCUGAUCUGCGACUGCUAGCAGCAAAUAUAUCCAGCAGCCAGUGAUAGGACACUAGAUGGGGAGGGCUGUGAGGUACUACAGAGAAUUCUUUCCCAAGUGUCUGUCUCAGGAGUCUUGCUCAUAUGCUCAGGAUCUAACUGAUCACUAUAUUUGGGGUCGGGAAGGAAUUUUCCCCUCUGCAGUUUGGGGCAUGGAUCACUCACAGGUUUAAACUAGUAUGAAUGGUGGAUUUUCUGUAACUUGAAGUCUUUAAACCAUGAUUUGAGGACUUCAGUAACUCAGCCAGAGAUUAUGGGUCUAUUACAGGUGUGAGUGGACGAGGUUCCGUGGCAAUGUGCAGGAGGUCAAACUAGAUGAUCACGAUGGUCCCAUCUGACCUUAAAGUCUAUGAGAGUGAUCACAUGGUGUUUAGUGCAGGGAGUGGUGGUAAGUAGAAGAUUCAGCCAGCCUGUUUUUUUCCAGCAUCUUACAAAGCAUUCAUGUCCUGUACUCUUAAAGCAUAAUAAAAUCCACAUGCAAGCCCCAGCAUCUAGCAUCAGUAAACUACAUAUAGUGUAUGAGCACAUAGUAAGCCAGUUUCACUAGAGCAAAAACACAUAAAAAUCUAAUAUGCAUAUCCAGCUUAUUUCCCCUCCCCCUCCCUUCUACAAGCAACAGAUACCAAGAGGUAUGUGCUGUUUCAGUAGCUCAGUAGAACACCCUUCUCUAGGCCAAUCAUGGUAUCAGUCAAAUCCUGGAGCUCUUCACUGGCCACGGUGAAAAAGCUCCAUCUUGUGGUCUAAUUUAUAUAGCAUGCUGCAAGUAAAUGGAGGUGAAACUAGCAAAAAGAAUAAUAGAUUCAUAGAAAUACAGGGCUGGAAGGGGCUUCAGGAAGUCAUCAAAUCCCACCCCUGUGAAGAGGCAGGAUCAAUUAAAUCUAGACCAUCCUUGACAGGUGUCUGUUUGGCCAGUUCUUAAAAACCUCCAAUUGUGGAGAUUCUCCCAUCUCUCUUGGAAGCCUAUAAGCCUAUUCCAGCGCUUAACUAUCCUUACAGUUAGAAAGUUUUUCCUAAUAUCUAACCUAAAUCUCCCUUGUUGCAGAUUAAGCCCAUUACUUCUUGUCCUAUCAUCAGUGGACAAGAAGAAUAAUUGAUCACUGUCCUCUUUAUAACAGCCCUUCACAUGUUUGAAGAUUGUUAUCUGGUCCCCCCCUCAGUCUUCUUUUCUCAAGACUAAACAUACCCAUUUCCUAAUAGGUCAGUUUUUUUAAGCUUGUUAUCAUUUUUGUUGCUCUUCUCUGGACUCUCUCCAAUUUGUUCACAUUUUUUCUAACGGGUGGUGCCCAGAACUGGACACAGUACUGCAGCUGAGAACUCACUGGUGCUGCCUAGAGCAGGACAGUUAUCUCCCAUGUCUUACAUACAAUAUUUCUGACAGUGAUUGCACUCUGGAAGAGCAUCUCUUAAAAAAAGUGACUUGUUCUGGUGAUUAAGGAGAUGCAGCGGGAAGUGUAGGGAUCCUUAGGGUUCUAGCUGGGAUGCUAUGGGACACUGAAAGUAAAUGCCGGCUAUCUUAGAAAUCUAGUUUAACUAGUUCACUUUCCAUAAUAUCUUUGAAAUGCAUAACAUCCUCGAAUUCUAUUUGUCUUUUUCACUUAUGCAAACAUCCCAAUUUAUGGAACUAAGUAUUUUUCACUCCACGAUGAGCGUUUUUAGCAUAGAAGAGUCAUUGCUUGAUUACUGCUUUGUUAUCAUGUAAAAGACUUCCUCUCUGUCAAAUACGAAAAUAACAAGCAGCUGAUUCUAUGGUUGCUGUACGACCUGAAGGGCCUGGUAGGAUUUUUGAACUAUUAUGCACCUCAAAUGGCUUUCCUUGGUUUGUCCUUGUUGGUUCUACCACUACUUAUAUCUUAUUGCACUGUAGGUACCUGGAGGAAUAUGUAAAAUGGUAGGCACCUUGGCUGGCCGGCAAAAGCUACAGCAGAGCUUUGAUGACGUGUAGAACUGAACAGCAGAAACUUGCCACCAGAGGGAGUGUAUAGAAAUAGUAAAACCUGUGCAUGAAAAUAAAUGUUGUAUUGUAUUGCUCAUCUCUACAAAUGUGUGUUUUAGAGAUUAGGGGUUAUAUGUUCAGGUUUGACUAGUGGUUUUGGGUGCCCAACUUGAGCUAUUUUAAAGGGGCCUGAUUUUCAUAAAGUGUUAAGCAACUGCUCUCUGAAAAUCAAACCCUGGUAACAUGUCUCAUGUUGCACAGUCAAGAAUUGAAGCAUCCCAGAUCACUUUGAAAAAUAUUUUAAAAUGAAGGCAAACCUAAGGAUAGCUGCCAUAUAGGAACAAAUCAGGAAUGCAGUAUCCUGUCUGCAAGUUUGGCUAAGGCAGGGCAUUUUCAUCACAAGAAGGUGCAACACCCGUCCCCCACCCCCGCAGGGUGCAUGCUGCAUUGUCCAGUACUACACCGAGCAUGGAAGGGAAUCUGAGCCCACCUUAGUCCUGGCAGAAAGGUGGGAGAACUUAGUCAAGGAGCAGCUGAAAAAGGUGAGAAGCUGAUUCCAUUUGCUAUUUCCCAACAGUUCCUAGGGUGAGUUGAGCAAAAUAACACUGCAUGACACUUCAGAAGCCACUGAUCAUUACCAAGAAGCAGCAGUGUUUAAUCUGAUUACAGGACCAAGCCAGAAUAUUUGAGUCCCUAUAAAUCUUUAAAAUUAAAUCAUGUGAAUUUAAUGCUCAUUAAAAGAUCUGGAUUUCUAGGCCUGGUGACGGAGAUCCUUCCUUCGUGUAAAGAAAAGGCACAGUGCAGGUGUCUGUGGGCCAAACUUCCCAAUAAGACCCUGCCAAUAUAUUCCAGCUGAACUGCCUCCUGCAUCAAGCAGACAUAUCUGCAGAACACAACAAAAGCCCAAGUGCAAUUUAGGCACUAUAUUGUCUCAUAUCAGGUUUUCUUUUAUAGUCUUUUCUGUGAUACACAUUAUACAGUAUAUAGAUAGUGUUUGUAACUGGAAAUCACAGCAGGUUGCUGUCAUGAAUAACAUAGAUGUUCCUUAAUAAUGAUUCUUUGCUUAUUAUCUGGGUUGCUUAUCUGUACCACUGAGGGUUGCAUGAGGCAAGAUUAGAAUAAUAAAGACACAUACAGUAAUCGUCUUGUAAUAAUCCUUAUGAGAAAAUCAAGGAAGAAGCAUGAGAAAUGAAGACAAACAAAGCCUGCAACUAUCUAAUCAGACAUAAACUGUUGUCUAUUUUCUAUGAGAGCUGACACGAACGAGGCUGCACAGGGCAGAUGGAAUAUGUAAGAUGGGGAGAAAUUAUGAAAGAGACGUGGCUUUGAAAAAGAGCAGCUCAGUCUUCGUGCUGUGCCUGGGAAUCGAUUUGUAUAGUGAGCGGCCUGGCUACUUGUAACUGACAGUUGAACACUGAGGUUGCAGUACAGGAACUGUGCUUGUGCCCUGAAGAAAAAAUGACAACACUGUUGACAGCUGAAUAAACCAAUCAUUUAUUUCCACUC
This is a messenger RNA of Gopherus flavomarginatus (Mexican gopher tortoise), 8734 nucleotides long. RefSeq names its product ADP-ribosylhydrolase like 1 (gene ADPRHL1). Gene Ontology annotation, biological process: protein de-ADP-ribosylation. Lineage: Eukaryota; Metazoa; Chordata; Testudines; Testudinidae. Gene Ontology annotation, molecular function: magnesium ion binding; ADP-ribosylarginine-[protein] hydrolase activity. The record is from RefSeq and is a predicted model, not a curated record. The coding region runs from base 164 to 1948 and encodes 594 amino acids. The transcript is spliced from 9 exons.